CUCUCCAUCGCUGCCUUCCUUCAAUACUACAUUAGCCGGUUGCCUAUUGCCUCGCUCCCGUCUUUUCAAUCUACUUCUUACUUUUGUCCCGUAUACUCCUCCUCGACAUUUCCCAAAUACAAAGACGUUGAUCGCGCUUGAGCUUACAUACCCACGAUACCACCUCCAGGCCGUUACCAAACUUGCGCCUAAAGGCCACCCGAACCACCUCUCUCCUCAAGCUACGAACCGUCCCCGAAACACCACACACACACAUUCGCCAUGGCUGAUCUCGUGGGUCGCAAGAUCUUCAAGGUCUUCAACCAGGACUUCAUUGUCGACGAGCGCUACACCGUCACCAAGGAGCUCGGUCAGGGAGCUUAUGGCAUUGUCUGCGCCGCCGUAAACACCCAGACGAACGAGGGAGUCGCCAUCAAGAAGGUCACCAAUGUCUUCAGCAAAAAGAUCCUGGCCAAGCGCGCCUUGCGCGAGAUCAAGCUCCUCCAGCACUUCAGGGGCCACCGUAACAUUACCUGCCUCUACGAUAUGGACAUUCCCCGGCCAGAGAUGUUCAACGAGACCUAUCUCUACGAGGAGUUGAUGGAGUGCGAUCUUGCUGCUAUCAUUAGGUCCGGUCAGCCACUUACAGAUGCCCACUUCCAGUCCUUCAUCUACCAGAUUCUUUGCGGUCUCAAGUACAUUCACUCGGCAAACGUUCUGCACCGUGAUCUCAAGCCCGGUAACCUGCUGGUUAAUGCCGACUGCGAGCUCAAGAUCUGCGACUUUGGUCUUGCGCGUGGUUUCUCUGUUGAUCCUGAGGAGAACGCGGGUUACAUGACGGAGUACGUUGCCACGAGAUGGUAUCGUGCCCCCGAAAUCAUGUUGUCCUUCCAGAACUAUACCAAAGCCAUUGAUGUAUGGUCCGUUGGCUGUAUCCUUGCCGAGCUCCUCGGUGGCCGCCCAUUCUUCAAGGGUAGAGAUUACGUCGAUCAGCUGAACCAGAUCCUGCACAUCCUCGGCACACCGAAUGAGGAGACCCUCUCCCGUAUCGGCUCUCCCAGAGCUCAGGAAUACGUCCGCAACCUGCCUCCCAUGCCCAAGAAGUCCUUCCAGCAGCUCUUCCCCCAGGCCAACCCCGACGCCCUCGAUCUCCUCGACCGCAUGCUCGCCUUCGAUCCUACCAGCCGUAUCAGCGUUGAGGAUGCUCUCAAGCACCCCUACCUCGCCAUCUGGCACGAUGCCAGCGACGAGCCCGACUGCCCUACCCCCUUCAACUUCGACUUUGAGGUUGUCGAUGAUGUCGGCGAGAUGCGCAAGAUGAUUCUCGAUGAAGUCUUCAGGUUCAGGCAGCUUGUGCGCACCGUGCCCGGUGGUCAAGGACAGGGCGGCGCUCAACCCCAGGCUCCCGCUCAGGUGCCCAUGCCUACUGAUGUGCACAGCCAACAAUGGACUGCCGAAGAUCCUAGGCCACAUGAGUAUGGCGCGUACAACGGCGGCCUGGAGGCCGAGCUUGGUGGCAUGUAAGCAAUGACAGAAGGACGAAAACUUUGUAUAUACGAUAUUGAGAACGAAACGCCGGAUCCAGCAAGCAUCUGAUGAUCAAACGCAUCUUGGGUUGAUGCCUUGGCUGCGAAGAAACAGCAAAGACGACGGCAUGGUGUUUCUUGCUGGAACCCCCCGAGAAGGGAACGGCGUGCCAUUGAGGCGGUCUUCAAUGACAGAGUGGGACAGCAGUUUUGG
This is a messenger RNA of Neurospora hispaniola, 1719 nucleotides long. RefSeq names its product mitogen-activated protein kinase MKC1. The record is from RefSeq and is a predicted model, not a curated record. Gene Ontology annotation, molecular function: ATP binding; MAP kinase activity. Bases 262 to 1503 code for a protein of 413 amino acids. Gene Ontology annotation, cellular component: cytoplasm; nucleus. Gene Ontology annotation, biological process: intracellular signal transduction; protein phosphorylation. NCBI's taxonomy places the organism in Eukaryota, Fungi, Ascomycota, Sordariomycetes, Sordariales, Sordariaceae. The transcript is spliced from 5 exons.